AUGACUUCCAUUUUAUGCGAAGAAUGUGAACAAGACAUUGACACGACGACUGGUUGGUGUACACCAUGUAACGCAAAGCACUUUGAAAACAACUUCCCUAAUUGGACAAGUGAUAAUGCAGAAAUAGACGAGUUUAUUCGUAACUCUCAAAUAACCGCCAAACGUCACGAAUAUGUGUUCGAAUGGGUUGACUAUUCUAAAUUUACGCUACUCCAAAAGGUCGAAUUUUCUAGAAACAAUAAGGCUUAUUGGGAAGAAGGGCAUUUGUUAAGGUGGGAUGUAAGAGCGAAUGAAUGGUUUCGACAUGUGGGGCAGUGGGUUAAGUUGGUAACUAAUUAUUCUGCCGAAAAACACUUGGGCCCACGGGUCCUUAAACUGGAAUCUGAAUUUUCGAAAUCAAACCCACCAUCAAAGAGACUAAUUUAUGGAAUCACGCGUAAUCCUGUCACAAAAGAAUAUGCUGUCAUUGAAAGUUUAAUGGAUCGGUGUCUCUCUUGUGGUCAAGAAUGGAUGUCUCCCCGAUGGUGUCGCGGUUGUAAUACCAGUCUUUUUAAAUCUGAACGUUCAAAUUGGACAAGUGGUAACUCAGAAAUUGAUGCCUUUAUUUAUGAAACACAAACAACCGCAGAAUUUCCUGAACAAGUCUUAGAAUGGCUCCCAGAAACCCAAUUUACGGAAUUUAAGCAGAUUGGUAAAGGUGGCUUUGGUAGAGUUUUUAAGGCUUACUGGGAAAAAGGUCGUAUUUGCAAGUGGGACUCCAUUACGAAUAAAUGGGAACGGAGCGAACCGAUGUGGGUUGCCUUAAAAAGUGUAGAGAAGGGAGAUGAAAGUUUUAUUGAAGAGGUCAAAGCUAUGUAUCAAUGUCUGAAAAUUAACUUGGGCUCUUUAGAUUGCUAUGGUAUAACACGCGAUCCUGUCACACAAGAUUAUCUAAUUGUCAUGCGAUUUGUCGAGUACGGCGAUUUACGAGCCUACCUUUCUUCUACCUUUGCCACCAGUAGUUGGAAAGAUCGUCUCGACAGACUUUGGAGCCUCUCAAUUGAUCUCCGUAGUCUUCAUCGGUCAGGCCUCGUGCAUCGGGACUUACACGGAGGAAAUGUGCUUUUUGGCAAUAAUAGGCGGAGCUUUAUUGCUGACCUUGGUUUAACUUUUUUAGAAAAGUGGUCCAUAAUUCUCUCAAAGGAAACAUCAAAUUAUGACGAUGACGAUGACGACGAAGUUAAUAUAAGGAACCAAUUUAAAUUAGCGGAGUUGGAAAGACAAAAAAAUCCAUUUCCUGUCGUGCCGUUUUCGGAAUCAAAUUCACGUCCUUUGACUAGUCGUCUUCUCCCAACGAUCACUCUUCACACAAGUGCAGGAGGAUACCAAACUAUACAAUAUGACCUCGAAAUUUCGGAUGACUUAUAA
This is a messenger RNA of Funneliformis caledonium, 1407 nucleotides long. Lineage: Eukaryota; Fungi; Glomeromycota; Glomeromycetes; Glomerales; Glomeraceae. The record is from the annotation of a GenBank genome assembly.